GAAAAAUAUGAAAUUUUGGAGAGGAAAUAGCAUCUUCAGGAAUUACAUGGAAAUGCAUUUCAUUUUUUUGCGAAUCUCGACAAUCUAGAGGGAUGCGAUUUCCUUAUCUCCGAGUGUACCUUUCUAGGAGUCGUUUGUAUGAAUUGGCAUAUUAGCAUGUUAUCCACGCUAAAGUUUAUUCCGUCUAUUUUUCUUUGUAUUUUUACAGACUGACCAUAAUUACAGUGAUCGAUUUCUGAAGAGCUCAUAAAGAUGGUGAAAAUUGUCAACGGUGAGAUCGUUGCCGACGAUGACCCUCGUGCCAAGCACCUUUCGUCAGGUGGCUCAACCUCGUCAUUCUCCCAAGCAAGGCCACGAGUGGCUACAAGCGGACAAUUCUUUGGGGGUGGAUCUGGCACUGACAACGUAAACUCUUCAGGGAGCAACAGCUUUCAGCAAUUUAGUGCGAGUGGGAGCAACAAUGGUAAUGAAUAUCUAGAUACCUUUAGUAAUUACAAAUAUUCAUGGGAGUACUACUAGCUUUACUUUUUCUCUUUUCUUGAAGCUGCUAUCGUAUGUUGCUUUUAUAGGUGAAUAAGUAUUAUGUUGAUUUGCUUGCUACUUCUCUACACUCUUUGGAACGGUUUCGACUUAGUUCCCUAGGGUCUUGUCUCAAGGUUGAUUUGGCAGGUCAAAUCGGAGACAAAUGACAGGACAUUUGCUUGCUACUUAAUCGAGUAAGAAAUUGUUUGCCGACUUUCAUUACAGCCGCACGCGGUGGCGGCAGUGGUGCUCAAGGACCACCCGGCGGAGGCGGCGGGGGCAACCGCAACCAGCUAGAAGCUGACAACCUGAUUUCACGAGACUUGGCAAAUUUGCUUGGUAUCUACGGUCGGCGCGUCAAUAUCCUGGGUGUCGACAUGCUUCUGGUGUACGCGGUCUUACUGGGUGUUGCUUUGUGUCUCUACCUGAUCGACCAAACUGAAAUAUUGCGCCUAGCCAUGUUCGCUUUUCUCGGCUACUUUUUGUACAAAAGUUUCACGCCAAAUACAACCGGACAAAAUAUUGGCGGUGGAAACAUGAGUGGUCAGGGAGGCGGCGGUGGGGGAGAUGGCUCCUCGCCCUUUGCUGGUAAUGAUUUGCGUGCUGGAGGUGGGCAGUAUCGACCGCCAGGAAGGUGAUAAGCUACUCACUCCAAUGAAGAGGGUGAAGAAAAAGCUACGUGCGACGUAUCUUCAGUCGAUUCUCACCAUAUGACCUCCUUUCAAAACAGCGUAUUCAAUGACGAAAGUGCUACCUAGUACAUGUACACCCGACCAAACAGAAACCCCUUCAUGAAUACGACGAUACCCUGAUUCUCUCAUUUUGCGUUUCGGCGAGAGCAUCAAGAAAAAAGCAUUCCCUGCCGUGUAAAGAACAAACACAUGAAAUUUGUCGAGUACUCUACCAUAUUGACAUAUUCGCAAGAUAAAGGAUUAAGAUGUUUUUUUUUGCGACACUAUCUCUUGUACGCUCGGAAUCCGCUAGGUAGUACCUGGCACUGACGCAAGAACAGG
Amoebophrya sp. A25 is the source of this 1535-nucleotide messenger RNA. The record is from the annotation of a GenBank genome assembly. Lineage: Eukaryota; Dinophyceae; Syndiniales; Amoebophryaceae.